Mya arenaria is the source of this 5445-nucleotide messenger RNA. RefSeq lists its product as uncharacterized. The record is from RefSeq and is a predicted model, not a curated record. NCBI's taxonomy places the organism in Eukaryota, Metazoa, Mollusca, Bivalvia, Myida, Myidae. Gene Ontology annotation, molecular function: DNA helicase activity. Bases 1 to 5445 code for a protein of 1814 amino acids. Gene Ontology annotation, biological process: telomere maintenance; DNA repair. The transcript has 2 exons.
AUGCCUCGUCUGAAAAGGAACCGGAAAUCGGAUAAACAGAGGCAGGCUGAUGAUCGCUUAAGGAAACGGCUUAGUAUACCACAACUGCUGUCAGUGUCACAUCUACAAAAGAUGCAAAGGGAAAAACAAGUGUUACUAAUAAAAUUACGACACAUCAUCAGCCUAAACAGACCAGUCAACCAAGUGUCACCACUACACUCCAGCAGUCCUGAAAGUUUGCUACAGCUUGUGGGCGAUUCCAGUACAGAAAUACCAGAUGCUGUGAUAACUGCCGCGCUACAGUUGUUGAUAGCCCAUCAGCCUACUGGGCACAGGUGUUAUAUUGGAUACUACAUGCCAGCACAGAUACAUUUAUUUACCAUAAAUCAACAACAUGGUGCAAUGAUGAAUGUUCCAACCAUUCCGUUAGAUCAGGACUCCAUUAAUAUACAUCCACUGACAAAUCACUGGGUCACAUCAUUCUUCAGUGUUAAUUUGAAUCAGCUGUUUGUGUAUGACUCUCUUAUGUCAGAUUCACAUAGAAAACAAGUGUGCCAACAACUAACUAUAUUGUAUGGGCAAGAGGUGGCAUCUCAAAUGAAAUACUCUUACGUUACCCAGCAAUCUGUGUACCCAAUAUGUGGAGUGAUGGCCAUUGCCUUCGCGUUUAGUUGCUUCCUUGGACAUAAACCUUCAACUCAACGUUAUAAUAUUCAUACAGCUCGAGCACACUUAAGACAAUGCAUUUUAAAUGGUGAAGUGAAAUGUUUCCCACUUCAAAAUGUGGAAACUACUGAUGAUUGGCUUAGCAAUUACAUGAAAGACCAAACAGUGAGACAGAAACAAACACUUAAGAAACAAAAUUUACAAAGGAAGUGUGACAGUGUCAGUGCAGUGAUGAAUAACAGGAAGAUAUUUGAAGCACAAAGAAAGGCAAAUUAUAGGAAAAGAAAAAACACAGAGAUGUCAGUGGAAGAGUUGAAGGCAGGGAAAUUAAUUGAACAGAACAGAAUCAAGAAAUUUCGUCACAAUAACAGACUACAAUUAACUGAAGAAGAAAUCCAGUUGGAGAAAAUGUGUGAACAACAACGACUUAAGAAGCUAAGGCAAAAAAAAAGGUCCACAGUAGAAGAAGUUCAUAAACAAAAAGUGAAUGAACGUGAAAGGCUCAAGAAACUCAGAGACACAUUACGGUCAAAGUCAACGGACCAAGAAGUUCAUAAACAAAAAGUGAAUCAACGUGAAAGGCGGAAGAAACUCAGAGACACAUUACGGUCAAAGUCAACGGACCAAGAAGUUCAUAAACAAAAAGUGAAUCAACGUGAAAGGCGGAAGAAACUCAGAGACACAUUACGGUCAAAGUCAACGGACCAAGAAGUUCAUAAACAAAAAGUGAAUCAACGUGAAAGGCGGAAGAAACUCAGAGACACAUUACGGUCAAAGUCAACGGACCAAGAAGUUCAUAAACAAAAAGUAAAUGAACGUGAAAGGCUCAAGAGACUACGAAAACAGAGGAUAUCCAUGAGAACAGCAGAAGAAAAUGAACAAGAAAUUUUAAAAUCUAGAGAAAGAGUUAAAACACAUAGAAAGAAAACAAGACAGUUUGCCUGUCCAGAACUCUUAAAAAAACAAAGGUCAGUUAACAACUAUCGUAAAAGCACAAAACGUCAUCAACAAAAUGUGCAAACAGCAAUUAAAAAGUUUAAGAACAACAUCAGAGACUAUGCUAAAUAUGUGUGUACAUGCUGCAACAGAUUAAUGUACCGUAGAAGUGUCCUUCAUGUAAACGCUUCUUCCUUUCCAAAUAUAACAGAAGAGUUGCGCAAGAAAUGUUUAAGGGGGAAAAAAUCAGCUCAUGGGUUUGAAUGGAUUUGUCUCACAUGUAGAUCUUACUUGAAGAAGCAACGUUUACCCCUGCAAGCACAAGCCAACAAUCUUGAGGUUCCUGCUGCUCCACCUGUACUAAGUGAACUAAGUUCCCUGGAAGUCAGACUGUUGUGUAAGAGAUAUCCAUUCAUGAAAUUGGUAGCAUUACCUAAAGGUAGACAAAGUGGCAUUAAAGGAUCAGUUGUGAAUGUACCAGUUAAUUGUGAACAGGUCUGUUCAACUUUACCAAGGACACCUGGUACAGCUGGUAUAAUACCACUCAAGUUGAAAAGAAAACAGCAGUACAAAGGCUAUGUAAAGUUCCAAUACAUCAGACCUGAAAAAAUAAUGCUAGCAUUAAGAUGGCUUCAGAAGCAUAAUGUUCAUUACAAAAAUAUUGAAGAAAAUAGUUCAUGGCUGGAUGACACUCUGAAUGAGGAUCAAGACACAUUCAAUGAGCUGAUAAAAGAUAAACCCACACUUGAAGAUGAUGAUACAGAUACAAGUCAAAUCAUCAUGCAGACAAAUGACAAUGAAAAAGUCAGUUCAUCGUCACAUACUCAAGUUGUUUCCAGUUCAGACAGUGACAGUGAUAUUGAGAAUGCCAAUGACCCAGGCGAUACUCUAAGAGGGCUUCAUUAUGAUACGUGUGUGCAGUCUGUAAAUCCAAACCUGGAUGUUGACAAAAUUCUUAGCAUUGCACCUGGAGAAAACAAAAUACCAAUGAGCAUUCUGAUGGACACAAAUUUUGAAGAAAUGUCAUUCCCAAGCUUAUUUCCAACAGGACAGUUUGGUUUUAGAGCAGAAAGACCUGUGAAACUCACAGCAAAGAAAUAUUUCCAGGAGCGCCUUUUGGAUGCCAGCACAAUCUUUGCAAGAGACGUAGAGUACUUGUUUGUUGCUCAAACUAUUAUUGAAAGACAACAAAUCCAAGAUAGUAUGUCUGUGGCAUUGAGGAAAACAUACACAGCUGAUGAAAACGAGCAGUUAACUGCAUCAAUUGUAAGAGACACUUCACUGGUAAAAAAAUACCUAUUAAAGGACCAAGCCUACCGUUACUUACAGCCUGUUAGAGGUAGCCCACCGUACUGGCAGAAAGUACAACUUAAACUACUAUCAGCAAUAAAGCAAUUUGGAAUCUUUACAUGGUUUUUCACACUGUCAGCAGCUGAUCUUAGAUGGUAUGACACAAUACAAGAGAUACUAUCACAGAAAGGUAUUGAGAAGACAGAGGCUGCUAUUGAUGCAAUGACAUGGGAGCAAAAAUGUGAUAUAUUGAGAUCAAAUCCAGUUUCAGCUGCAAGACAUUUCCAGUUCCGGCUAGACCUGUUUAUGAAAGAUAUGAUCUUAUCAGAUUCUCAACCAUUGGGACAUGUUCGCCAUUUUUUCUACAGAAUCGAGUUCCAGCAGCGAGGCUCCCCACACGCACAUGGGGUUCUCUGGAUAGAUGACGCCCCAGAUGUGGAACACAGCAAACCUGAAGACGUCUCUGAGUUUAUUGACAAAUAUGUACAAUGUUCUCUGCCGGCUGGAAAUGAGGAUCCAGAACUCUUUGCUCUAGUGAAUCAAGUACAGAGACAUUCACACACCGCAUCGUGCAGGAAAUCUGGAAAGCAGUGUAGAUUUGGAUUUCCUCGGCCAUUGUCUUCAAAGACAAUACUGUCCAAACCUCCAGAUUUGAGUGAGACCUUACCGCAUCUCAUCCCUGUACUGAGACAAAAGAAUUUAAAAAUAGCUGGGGUUGUUAAUGAGUUUUUGGAAAAAACUGAAAACUUGGAGAACAUGACCUAUGAAGAAGUUCUCAAAGCCUGCCAAUUACCAGCAAAUGUCUAUCAGGAAGCACUAUCCAAAUCUGCUUCAUCACCAAAAGUAUACCUCAAGCGUGAUCCAAAUUCAGUGAACAUCAACAAUUACAAUGCAUCAUUGCUGUCUGCCUGGCAAGCCAAUUUAGAUGUCCAGUUUGUAACAGACCCCUAUGCAUGUAUACAAUACGUUGUAUCGUACAUUACCAAGGAUGAGAGAGAGAUGGGUUCUUUGUUGCAUGCUGUUGCCAAAGAGUCUGCCCAGGAUACUAUAAAGGAGCAAAUGAAAAAAUGUGGGCAGGCGUUCCUGAAUUCCAGAUCUGUAACGGCACAGGAGGCAGCAAACAGGGCCCUUGGCUUACCACUGUACAAGUCCAACUUCUCCACUGUCUGGAUACCUACUGGCCUGCCAUCACAGAGAAUUAGCCUUUUGAAACCAUCAUAUGUACUCCAACGCCUAGAUGACAUGGACAAUGAUGUAUUUGUAUGUGGCAUUGCUGACAAAUACAGUAAGAGACCUGGUGUUCUGGAAAUGUGGUGUUUGGCUCAGUUCGCUACCUGGUAUGAACCAACACAAAAAGACAAAGUACAGAGUGACUUUCAGCCCGACAUACUCACAGACCAUUACAACAUUGGAGAAAAUGCUGUUGACACUUCUGUGGAAGAUGCCCCCAAGGUCAUCAAAGUACAGUUACCAUCUUCAGUUUGUGUCAUGCGAAAAAGGAAGAAACAGUGUGUGAUAAGAUUCCAUAAAUUUUCUCAAGAAAAGCAACCCGAGUCACAUUACCAUUCUCAGCUGUACCUUUUCCUACCAUGGAGGAAUGAAAUUGAAGACUUGCAGGACAGAUAUGACAGCUACGAGGAAAGUUACAAUAACCAUAAACUUACCAUUGAAAAAUGUAGGUCUACCUUAUUCAGACAUGAAAAACUUGUUGAAGCUGCAUUUGAACAAUUGCAAGCUGAGGAUCAACCCAGAGAGGCAUGGAAUCAGUUGGCAGCUGAAAAUCAGCAGGAAGAAUAUGAUGCAGAAGAUGAGGGUGUGGCUUUAGAUGAAGACCAUGCAAUAUUACACCCAGGUGACCAGGAAAACCUUAGUGUGAAUAUAUCAACACCGGCAAAAGACUGCGUUCAGGGACUAGCGAUAGAGUCUAUGACAUCUGUUCUACCGUACAAUGACUAUUGCAGGCAUGUAAGAACCCUCAAUACUGAACAGUAUCAAGUGUUUCAGGUUAUCCUCAACUGGUGUGUUAGAUACAUGCAGAGUGUAAACAACACAACUGUCCAAAAACCAGAUCCAAUACAUUUGUUCAUCUCGGGUGGAGCUGGGACAGGAAAGUCCCACUUGAUAUCGGCAUUGUAUCAAACAAUUGAGUUAAACCUACGCAAAGAAGGCGACACUCCGGAUUGCCCAAAGGUACUACUACUUGCCCCUACUGGUACAGCAGCCUUCAACAUACAAGGUGCUACAAUACACGCGGCGCUUCUUUUCUCCUUACUACAGCAAUCUGCAUCCAGAAAGUCUUCUUCAGCCACAACCCAUCCAUUGUCAGAUGACAAAAGAAACACAUUAAGGGUGAAAAUGUCUCAACUUAAAUUCAUAAUUAUUGAUGAAAUAUCAAUGGUUGCCAGUGACUUUUUUGUGGAGAUACACAAGAGGUUGACAGAAAUAUUUGCUGUUGAAGACAUAUUUGGUGGUCUGUCAAUAAUUACUGUAGGAGACAUGUAUCAGUUACCACCUGUUGCUGCACGAUUUAUUUUUGAGCCACCCAGGAAUGCUUUUGCAGCUUUAUGUCCCUAA